This is a messenger RNA of Racocetra persica, 2019 nucleotides long. NCBI's taxonomy places the organism in Eukaryota, Fungi, Glomeromycota, Glomeromycetes, Diversisporales, Gigasporaceae. The record is from the annotation of a GenBank genome assembly.
AUGGCCGGAAUAGAGAAGGCAUUUGAUAAGAGAACAGGUAAACAAAAAGAUAAAUAUGGUUUUGAAGAUUUAGACCCUUCCGACGGAGGUUUGGCUAAAUGGGCAGCGUCUUCAAUUGGCUCUUUAGCUUUAGCUGCCGGUUCUGGUGGAGCUAGUAUUCUUGCUGCCGCCGCGGGGGAGGCUGCGGGGAAUUCCUUAAUGGAUGCGGCAGGAGCUGCUAUUGCAAAAAGACGAGCCACUCCUUUUGGUGGUAUUGGUGAUGCAAAAGAUGAAUUAACAAUGGGUUUCGCAACACAAAAAGCAAUAGAAGCAAGCAUGGGCGGAAUAAUGUCAGGAGCGGGCGGAAUAAUUUCAGCCACUAAAAAAGCCGGCAUGGAAUUUGCAGGGGAAUUUAUUGCACAUAAAUCUUUCUUACCUCUACUAUUUGUAGAAGCCCGAACUAGUGCCGUUUACUCUGACCGUUGGCGAAACGAAAUGAACCGCCGACUAAUUCAGUACGAUUUUUAUUUUGGCAAAGACCCAGAAGUUUCUUUAGCAAAGGACGUUGGAAUGGAAUUUGGGAUUGAAGACAUUUUUGUUUAUCAAUUAAGGGAAAGUAAACGACCUAAGAUUACUCUGGAAAGUCUUUUUCCAGGAUUUCGUGGAACUCUCACUAAUAGCAUAGGCCAAGAUGGAGGAACAGAUACUUUAAACAUUCAGAAUAAACAAACUAAAAUAACUAAGGAAAAGCACACUUGUUCAAGUGGUGGAGGCGUUUCUAGUUCCGGAGGAUUUAAUGUGGAAAGUUGUGGGUUAAAAACAGGUUAUGGAGACAAAGUUAAUCAAUAUUUAGGGGGAGAUACACCAACUAAGAAAAGUUGGAGCGACUUUCCGAGCCAUUUGAAAGAAAAUCAAUAUCAAAAAGUCAAUUUUCCCAAAAGUAAUGGCUUAGUUAAAUUUGGUCGCGGGCAAAAAUAUGUUGUUAUGGGUUAUAUGAAAGAAUAUAAAGGAGGCAGCACACAUCCAGUAGAAUUAUAUUGCGAAGUAAAUAAUACGAGAAUUAUUUAUAGUAAUAACCCACCUGAUGCUUUUUCGGGAGGUGGUGGAGCCCAAAUAUCUUUGCCGGUUGGCUUGGGUAAUAUUGGGCAGGCUACUGGUGGCUUAGGAAUGUCUUUGCCAAACGUUAGUUCUCUUGAUAUCAGUACCCAAAUGCCCGAGCAAAUUCAGAGUCAAUUAAAUACUAAUGAAAUUAAUAUUAAUUUACAGCAGCAAGAAAUGCCUAAGAUGCAAGAGAUGAAAAGAGGCGAAACUGGUAGCCACAAAAAAGACGAAACUAAAGAGAAAAAAAGGGAUAAUUUAACUAAUUUGGAUCUUUCAAAAUGCCUUAAUCUAGAAAGAAUAAAUGUAAGUUUAAAUGAAUUCAUUUCAGUAGAAUUUUUAUCCAAGUUACCUUACCCUUCUAAAAUGACUAAAAUUGAAAUUUAUGGGAGGCGUAAUAAAUUUUAUGGUUCGUUGGAAAGUUUAAAAGAUUUAAAUGAGUUAGAAAGAAUUUGUAUUGAAGCCACUGAUGUUGAUAGAGGAUUAGAAUAUUUAACUAGUUUGGCGAAAAUUCAAAAGAAGACUCAGAAAUAUUGUGUUAUUGAAUGCUCUCCUCACAGCAGUGACGCUAAGUGCAAAACCAUCCAAGACCAGCUUCGUCCUUACAAUUAUGACUUAGAAGCUUGGCAAUUAGAUCAUCCAGAGUUAAUGAAAAAGGUAACUAAAAUUUCUGAUAGCGAAAGAGUUCAAGUUGUUACUACCAAGAUAGAAGAAAUCAAAAAAGAACUGGAGCAGGUUAAACAUAAUGAACCAAACAAGGAUAAAAAAAUUGAGCGAUUAGAAAGCAAACUCAAACUUUUGGAAGAAGAACUAGGUUUUUUGACAAAAGAAAAUAGAGAAUUAAGAACGACCAUAAGAGAAUUAGAAAUAAAGAUUAAUUCUUUAACUCAAAAAUUAGAACAGAUCAAUUUAAUCUCUCAAAUUGAAAUUUCUCCUAAAUAA